This is a messenger RNA of Solea solea (common sole), 2941 nucleotides long. It is a transcript of the gene xxylt1, whose product is annotated as xyloside xylosyltransferase 1. The transcript has 5 exons. Lineage: Eukaryota; Metazoa; Chordata; Actinopteri; Pleuronectiformes; Soleidae. Bases 641 to 1855 code for a protein of 404 amino acids. The record is from RefSeq and is a predicted model, not a curated record. Gene Ontology annotation, molecular function: UDP-xylosyltransferase activity.
CGAUGUCACACGGUUUUGUUGCUAGGUUGCUGCUAGCCCUGGUUCAUGCGGCUAACAUCGCUGCAGUCAGUUACCUCUCUCUAAAUCGCGUAGCUGUUCAGCGGCGGUUUUAGCGCGACACAGGUUUGCACGCACAUGUUUUAGAAUUCCAACAAUCUAGCGCAAACAAAGCGUCGAAGACGGAAAACUGCACGAUCUGCAUCUGGGCGCAAAUGCGUUGCUUGCUAAUUUAGCAUCCCUACAGCCAGGCAGUGUCAACAGGUUGCAGCUGCAGAGUGAGUGAGUGACUGAGUGUGUGUUACUGCAGUUAUUUAGAUUUUUGCGUGGACGGUUACUGUGUCGUAACUUUACAGAUUGACUGUUUUAGAACUCCAUUGUUGUUGUUUCUGCACCGCAGCACGAUGACGAUUACUCUUCUUAUAUCUGGCAAAUUUCGUAUUGCUUCAUAAAGUCGAGGAUCCAGGAACUGGAGGGAGAAGUCUAAUCCACGGAUUAAAAGCUGUCGGGAUGUGACCACGCAGAGUUGCAGUAUCGGACAGGAAAAUGCUGGCAACUGAAAAAUAACCAUGAACCAAAAGGACACAAAAUGGUGAAUGUUUUCUCAUUUACCUUCCCAUUCUCAUGAGGCCAACAGGAAAAUAUGGGCAUCCUGAGACUGGUAGCCAGAAUCAUGGGUAGGAUCAGUACAUUUAGAUCCUAUCAGUUUGUGCUUCUCCUGGCUGCUGCACUAGCUGUUGUAGCUUUUUACUACUUUGGCUCAGAGAAGCAGAACUUCUCCAGCACUACAAAGAGGAUCAAGCAGACCCAGGCCAGCCAUAACAUCAACCGAAAUGAUGCAGACCUCACUGUGGACACUAGGCUCUCGCAUACAGCUGGAUCAGAGGAGCAAGGACAGGAGGAUCAAGAUGUUGGAGACGAGAAUGAGAGGUUUGGGACACAACAUGGGGACAGCAAAGCUGCUGACCAACAUUACCAUGCACUCAUGAUGUUCACCAAGGUGGACAAGAGCCGGAGCCUGCAGGACAAGUUCCGGGUGGCCAUGUUGUCUAUGGUGAAACAUGGACGCUUUCUGGAAGGCGAGGUGUUGGUGCUUCAUUUCGUGAGUGACCAGCCCAGUCAAGAAAUGGGAGAGAGGAUGCUGCAACAAUUUCUUGUUGAUGCCACAUUCAAGUAUGAGGUGUUGUUUCAUGACGUGGUUGCUCUCACACAGAAGCUCUUCCCUGUAGUGGAGGCCAUGCAGAAGUACUUCAGUGCUGGCUCUGGAGCUUACUACAGCGAUGCCAUCUUCUUCCUGUCUGUAGCCAUGCAUCACAUCAUGCCUGACAAUCUGACACGAAUUGUGCAGCUUGACCUGGAUCUGAAAUACCGGACCAACAUCAGAGACCUCUUCCAAGAAUUUGACCAGUUUCCUCCAGGUGCAGUUAUAGGCAUCGCCAGAGAGAUGCAGCCAGUUUACAGACACACCUUUUGGCAGUAUCGGAAAGAGAACCCUCAGAGUAAAGUUGGCGAGCCUCCUCCUGACGGCCUUCCGGGCUUCAACAGUGGUGUGAUGUUGUUGGACCUAAGAGCAAUGAGGACCUCGGUUCUCUACAACGAACUGCUGAAGCCCAGUAACGUGGCCAAACUGGCUGACCAGUAUCGUUUCCGGGGCCACCUUGGUGACCAGGACUUCUUCACCAUGAUUGGCAUGGAGCAUCCUGAACUGUUUCAUUCCCUGCUCUGUGGCUGGAACAGACAGCUGUGCACGUGGUGGAGGGACCACGGAUACGGAAACGUGUUUCAGCUGUAUUAUCGCUGUGAUGGACCCGUGUAUAUCUAUCAUGGGAACUGUAACUCCCCCAUACCAGACGACUAAAUGCAGAAGUGCUGUGCUAAUAGCACUUUUUUUUUUUUUUUUGCUUUUCCAUUAGCGAUAGGACAUGGUACUUCUUUUUAAUAUCUGCUCUGACAAGGUUCAAAACGAGCUGAGACGAUACUAAAUGUGACGUCGACAGACUGCCGGCUACUGAUUGGCAGAGUGUCGGCACUGGAGGAGUCAUGAGCAUGACGUCCGAAACAAGAAUGAAACCGAACAGUGCAGAACUGCAGAUCAGUUAAAAAAGAUUUAAAAUCCUAAAGACAAGCGUUAAUCUCCAACAUUUAGCCGUGCGAUGAUGACACCACAUUGAGGAGGUACUAUAAUGGAAAACCACACUAAACCAUGUAGAGUUGAGCCAUGCCGAGCCGAGGCAAGCCUUGCUGGAACUGGGUAGUGGAAAAAAGCCAUAAUACUGCAUCUGAGGAGCCCAUGACACCUUGUGGAAAUUUUAAAGAAACAAUCUGGGGCACUUUAUUUUCCACCUCUGUGGCUUGUGGAUAGGGAGGUUUCACACCAGUCGGCCAUAACAUUCUGCCACAGCUCCUCUCUAAUGCAUCUUUCUGCGGGGGUCAGAGAAUGAACAAUAAUUCUGCAGGUGGCUGUGGUUAGUGCUCUGCAAUUACAGUUCAGCAAAGGCCAACGAACCCACUUAAGUCAAACACCUUUCAUAAGGAGUGAGUGUUUUUUUACUGUGCUCGCUCAUUAUAAAAACGCAGAAUCAAAACCACUUCAUACUUAGUAUUCAGUCUGAAAAAUGUCUUCAGUGAUGAACAGUUCAACACGCGUGAUGAGUGAGGUGAGAAAUUCAAUUUCCCACGUUACACGGUUUUACACAAUGCUGUCCGUGUCCAAGCAGUAAAUGAUUUAUCUGCGUCAGUAAGUUGAAUGUGCAAUGAUAUUUUUGACGGGCUUAUGAAUGAAUGAAUGUCCCUCAACAGAUUAGAAAUCUUUUAUAUAUGAGAUAUCUGUGAAUAUCUCAUAUAGAAUAGUAAUAGUGAUUUUAUAUAUAUAUAUAUAUUUUUAACUUUUGUGUGUUCAGCUUUUAUGGCAACAUUUUAUGUUUUAUUGAAAAUAAUAAACUAC